GCAUGAACUCUCGCUCUCUCUCUCUCUCUUUCCGUCGUCGUCGUCCUUUCCAACAGCACUUUGGCUAGGUUUUGGCAUGCCUUAGUGCUGCUGCUGCUGCGGGUACUUGAGCGAUCGAUUUGUAAGAGCAACUGGUUGUCUUCCUUCUCCACUGAGCCAGCCACUACUCCUUCCACUUUCACUCGCUUUCACAAGUACACACAUUGCAAGUACGUAAGUGUAUAGGCUCUCCAUACGUCGCUCCUCCACACCACCAGCCUCAGUGCAAGUCCUGGCUGGCUGGCUGGCACAAGGGACCACGACCACUCCACCAACAAUGGCUCGCCCUCCACGCCACGACAAUUAGCACUUGCGGAGAGAGAGAGAUUUGAGUGGUGGUGCGACUAUGCAAUCCUCACCGAGACAAUCCAGACCUGGAGGAGGAGUGGUUGUGGGAGUGGUUGUCAGGAUGGUGUUGUUCUCGUGCAAUACUUUAUUAUACGGACCCUGUUCUAAGGUGACCCUGCAGUACCAGUGAGCCCUCCGCCAAACAUGGAGCGAGUCAAUUCUAUUAUGCACUCCCCCAAAAUCCAGCGGUCCAUUCGCAUCAACGACUCCCAGAUCAUCAUGCUGGCAGAGAAAGCGCGGUUCGACAAUGCGAUGAGUGGCUUUCUCUACAAAAAGUCCAGCGGUGCGGGAAAGUGGACGCGCAGAUACUUUAUCCUAUUUCAGAACUUGAUGUUUUACUUUGAAGCUGAAAAUGGAGUACGACCAUCAGGAGUGAUCAUGCUGGAAGGAUGCUACUGCGAGAGACUCAUUCUCAAAGACAAAUUAUAUUCUUUUGGAAUCACAUAUCGACGAGAAAAUCUUCGGCAUUACGAGCUACGUGCUGAAUCUGAAUCUGAAUGUAAAGCUUGGAUUGAUGCUGUUCGGGUGGCCAGCUUCAACAAGCUGCUGCUUCAGAAGGAAGAGUUGGAGCAGAAAUACCUUCACCUCGUCCAGAUCGUCGAGUCUGAAAAGACGGCGAAAUGGCAGUACACGGUCCAGUGUGAGCAACUUGCGUCAGAAAUAAAGAAAUUGCGUUCUGAAGUAAGUUCCAGUGUUCUCCGGCAAAAAUUAUACGAGAAGGAAUGGAGGUUCGGAGGUGGGGCGCAAACCUCUCUCACGACCGGCCUCGACUCGGAGGACCUCAAAAAGAUCAAAAAAGUCCAAAGCUUCUUCCGAGGAUGGCUCUGCAGACGGAGAUGGAAGCAGAUUGUGGAAGAAUACAUCAGAUCCCCUCAUGCCGAGGCCAUGAGGAAAAGAAACAGCCUCGUGUUCCGUAUGGUCGAGGCAGAGGAGGAGUACGUGGAACAGUUGGAAAUCGUCGUCUCUGGUUUUCUCCGUCCCAUGAGGAUGGCCGCCAGCUCGAAGACGCCUCCCGUAACUCACGAGGACGUUUCGAGCAUUUACCUCAACGUGGAAACGGUCCUCUUCCUCCACCAAAUCUUCCUCAAAGGACUCACGGCCAGGAUUGACUCCUGGCCCACGCUUGUUCUAGGUAUAGGCGACCUCUUCGACAUGCUCUUGCCAAUGUUGUCAAUCUAUCAAGAAUAUGUGAGAAAUCAUCACUACUCGCUGCAGGUGCUAACGGAGUGCAAACAACAAGCUCAGUUUGGUUUAAUGCUGAGCAGAUUGGAAAACAAGCCGGCGUGCCAAGGUCGCUCAUUGGAAGUAUACUUGACAUAUCCGAUGCACCAGAUUCCCCGAUACAUCAUCACCCUCCACGAACUCCUCGCCCACACCCCGUACGACCACGUGGAGAGAAAGUCGCUGGAAAAUGCUCGAGCUCAACUCGAAGAGUUGUCGAGACAAAUGCACGACGAGGUUAGCGAGACUGAAAAUCUCCGAAAAAACUUGGCAAUCGAGCGAAUGAUCGUGGAGGGGUGCGACAUUCUGCUCGAUGUCAACCAAGUGUUUGUGAGGCAGGGAUCCCUCAUCCACCUCAUCGAGUCGGGGAACAAGAAGGCUCGGACUCCAAGAAUCCUGAAGCCGGAGAAGGAAGCAGUGCGACAGUCCUUCCUCUUCUCGAACCACCUGAUUCUCACGACCAGGGCGGCGAACGGGAGGUUGCACCUGGUUCCCCACGUGGGAAAGAUCCCUCUCGCGGACGCAACCCUGAUUGAGGACCCCUCCGACGUGAAUGAGACCGAGAUCAAUGACGACGUCUCAAUCAGCUCUCAAAGUUCGUACUCUGACUCCAGCAAUUCCCAACUGAUCAAAAAGUGUGUCGUCCUUGCUGACACGCCACAUAUGGGGCUGGACUUUAAAAUCCUACUUGACACCAAAAAUGGCCAAGUCACGAUCCACAUGGUGGCUCCAUCAGCUCAGGAGAAGCAUGCCUGGACCUCGGAUAUUUCACAAUGCAUGGACAAUGUGCACUUUAACGACCUACUGCACGGAUCUGACUCUGCCUCCGUGGCUGUUCCGCAUUCCGUCAGAUCUGACCCCAAGCUGUUCAAGGACGACGUUGACAUUCGCUUCUCGAGGACAUUGAACUCGUGCAAAGUUCCACAAAUACGGUACGCCACUCCGCAACGUCUGCUGGAACGGCUGACAGAUUUGAGAUUCUUAUCCAUCGACUUUCUCAACACGUUUCUUCUCACGUAUCGAGUUUUCACCGACUCGGUGACUGUGUUGGAAGCACUGAAGAAAGUGUACUAUUGCGCAGAGCCCUUGGAGGGAGGUGACAAUUUGGAGGGGAUCGUGAAGGAGGACGACCCCCGGAUGGACGAAGGUUAUCGCAGAAUCUCAACCACCUCCACGGUCUCUGGAUACGGAACUGAGAGUGACAGGGAUCCUGCAAUCAUGUACGACUCGUCGAAAGGGCCCCACUGGAGGUGGAGCUAUCGCAAGAUGGAGGAACACUCGGGUGCGACAUAUCUCAGCCCUGCUGGUCACACAAGCCCUCCUGCGAGGAAAAAGUCGGUAACUUUGAGGGUGGAAGACAUUGGAGGUCAUCUGCUCGUCCCACCUGGCGCCUCCACGUCCUGUUCUAGUGAAACGCUUACAGAUCAGACUGCCAAAAAGCGACAUCACAGCAUUACUUCAAUCGCGUCUGAGACAUCCGAAUCUGAGACGGAGGAGGAAACCAAAAAGCCUGAAAACUUAAGUGCCGCUAAUUGUAAGACUAAUUCACCAGCUCAGACUAGGAAGGCUUCUUCCACUUCGAUUUAUGCAGCCAUUUUACAACGCAGAGCUUCGAAGCAGCGACCAUCUUUUGUAGAAUCGGAAAUGGGGGCCGGUUCAACACCAAGAUCCUCUUUCCAAACGCAUGGGUCAGAAUCGCCCCAGAUGAGCAGCAAGGCUGGCGUGGUGGUAACAAGUUCGCGACAAUCACAGCGGAGGUCAAGCAGCGCUUCGGCCGCGGCGGCAUUCGCAAUCGCAACGGCUGGGACGACGACGACGAGGGUCCCGGGCCAAACGGAAGUCGUCGUUCCUGAAAAUGAGGAGUUGAAGUUUGUACGGCCGAGGAAGGAAUCGGUCCUCUCCAGCGCGGCGACGAUGCGUGUGCUCUCCGUGCUCAGACACUGGGUGGCCAAACAUAGCCAGGACUUUGACGAUCCGCGACUCAGGGACCUCACCGUGUCCUUUCUGGAGGACAUCCUCUGCUCCCCCGCCCUCCUGCCGGCAGAGAACAAAGCAGCCUCACAACUCCUCAGAAUGCUGACGAGAGAAGAGACAAAGAAGACGGACCUGACUUCACUGUUGGCAGCAGUUCAGGUAUGGACAAAUAAAUUAAUAUCCACCGCUCUCUCACUCGCCAUUUCAUUAUUUCAGAGCAAAGAGACAAUCGAAACCUUAUCAGCAUUGGAAAUUGCUGAACAAAUGACUUACUUGGAUCAUGAGAUUUUCAUUUCAAUCAGAUCAGAAGAAUUUUUGGGCCAGUCAUGGACGAAGGAUGACAAGGAACAUCGCGCGCCGCAUAUUUUGCUAAUGACCCGAAGAUUUAAUGAAGUUUCUAGACUCGUGGUGUCAGAAGUUAUUCGUCAGCCCAAUCAAACCGGAAGACUUCAGGCCAUGGAAAAAUGGGUGGCUGUCGGCGACAUUUGCAGGGUUCUCCACAAUUUCAAUGGUGUUCUCCAAAUUUGCGCAGCGUUUACCAACUCUGCCGUCUAUCGGCUCAAGAAAACUUAUGAGAAACUUUCAAAAACCACCAAGGGGACUUUGGAUCGUUUGCACAGCUUGGUUGGGAGCGAUGGACGGUUUCGGGGGUUGCGAGAAGCCCUCCACCGAGUCGAUCCCCCAGGGAUUCCGUACCUGGGAAUGUACUUGAGCGACCUGACAUUUAUUGAGGAAAGCACUCCCAACUUCACAGCGGACGGUUUACUGAAUUUCGCCAAGAUGAGAAUGAUUGCUCACGUAAUUCGCGAAAUUCGACAAUUUCAACAAACUCCGUACAAGAUUGAGUAUGGUGCCAAAGCCAGUAGUUACCUGAGGGACCCCAAACUGCUCCUUGAUGACGAUCAACUCUACAAAUUAUCUCUGCAGAUCGAACCCAAGCAGGCGAGACUCACGUCACAAUCUUCACAGUCUUGAACAAUUAGUCAGUCCAUACGACGACGGGUCGGUACACCCCAGAUCACCCAUCAUCACUAUAUUACUGCUAUGAGAUAGUAGUUUCCUCCCUAUGAAAAAAACAGUAAUUCAAAGGUUGCCAAAUGACGCAACUGUAUAAUUAUUAUACAAACGUAGAACUGGAAAACCAUUCUCAAAAAAUUUGCUCCCGAACCUGCACUCUGACUCAAUCAGUAUCUCUAUCUCUCUAACUACAUAAAUACAUAUAUCUCUAUCUAGACAUAAAUAUUUACAUAUAUUAAAAUGACGUAAAACCCUUAUUACUAUUAAUCAGAUGGAAUCAUCAGUAUUCAGCAACAUGUAACAGCAGCAGUAUUCGUAUUAUCAUCAUAUCCUUACAACACCAAAUACUUAGAAUCCUAUCAAAUAGACGAAACGAUCAAGUAUACUAAUGAAUUUAAGCGAAUAUAUGUACAAGAGCAUACGUAAUGACGCUCUCUCUCUCUCUUUCUCUCUCAUCAUAAAAAAUACUGAUGAUGAAUGUAGAAAAAUGUCUCCCAAAAGACUAAAGAAAUCAAAAAAGUCUCUGAAAAUCUCUUCCACCAAAAACUGAGGACGUUUUAUGUAAAACUAGUUCUUCCAAUGCAUUUCUGCUGGGCUGGAUCAUUUCCAUUUAGACAGAGCAAGUCAAGCAAGGCAGAGAGAAAGUAAAAAGAAAGUCAAGCCAUCAUUUUUGGCGUGUGUUCCAUUUAAUGAAGCCGUGAUAUCCGUACUAAAGUUAGCAACACUAGAGUACAAUAAGUCCCCACCCCUUCAUCUCUCCACAUGUACUAAUAAAAUUAACAUGGUGUCACCCCUCCCCACAUCCCCACUACCACCAUCAUCAUCAUCAUCAUGAUAACUGUUGUCCCACCCCCGAACUACUACUAAUAAUAAUGACCACUACGCUUUUUGUGAAGCACGUCUCAUCUCAACGGCACAAUAACUGGAGGAGACGAUGUAUAAUAAUUCCUGUGACCCUCCAUUCCACUGAUAGCCUGCCUGAUUCGUACCCCCAAUUUACUAACUCCUCCUCCCACCACCCCUCACAAUCGUCGUCAACACAUAUGAAUUAUGUAUAUACGUGAUAAAUCUCUCUCAGAACUGCUCUCUUAAAUUUUUUAUGUCUCGUUAUACUCUAACAUUAAUUAUGUACUUUAUAUUCGUGAUUAUGAUGAUUAUGUGAAACCUUCAGGAAAUGACAACACUUUAAUAACUGUAAAAAGAACGUAGACGGGUGUGACGAGUCAAAUAAUCAACUCGUCUCUCAAUUAUACUACGAUACUCUCUAAUUUUUG
Folsomia candida is the source of this 5873-nucleotide messenger RNA. RefSeq names its product ras-specific guanine nucleotide-releasing factor 2-like. Gene Ontology annotation, molecular function: protein binding; guanyl-nucleotide exchange factor activity. Bases 532 to 4557 code for a protein of 1341 amino acids. The transcript has 32 exons. The record is from RefSeq and is a predicted model, not a curated record. Gene Ontology annotation, cellular component: plasma membrane. Gene Ontology annotation, biological process: Ras protein signal transduction; positive regulation of GTPase activity. NCBI's taxonomy places the organism in Eukaryota, Metazoa, Arthropoda, Collembola, Entomobryomorpha, Isotomidae.